UUGGAUCUGGGGCCUCUCUCCUCCCAAAAUCUUUUCGGUCUCUAUUGAUUUCUCCCUCCAAACCCUAACCUUAGAAUUUGUUCCCUCCCUUUCUGCUCAAACUGUCUGCGCGGGACAUAUAUAAAUCAGAUUAACCGUUGAGACAAGGAUCAAAACCCUAGCCGCAGUCUAUUGCGAUUUUUUUCGAGCUAGGGUUAGAGAAAAUCUUUGUUCUUUGAGAUCAAGAAUCAGUUUGUUUAAACCUGUAUCGCUUGUGAUUCGGUUGCUGGUGUAUCGUAAUGUCUCGGUGUUUUCCGUAUCCUCCUCCUGGGUACGUGAAGAAGGGGAUCAACGAUGAGGCCUUGAUCGAAUCGAUUAAGCUCCAAAGAGAAGAUGGAAAGGCCAAGAAAGAAAAGAAGAGAGAGAAAAAACGAGAGAAGAAAGAAAAGAAGGCUAGAGAAAAUGGGGAGCUUGAAAAUAAGAAGCACGGUCAUAAAAAAAGGCACAAAGAUGAAAGGCACCAAGAAGAUGAGAAAGGUAGAGACUAUGGAAAGAAAAGAAAGCAUGAAACAGAAAACCUUGACAAGAGUAGCCUUACUGAAGAGCAUGAACAUCCAGUUGGUUCCCAGAACUCUUCCGAUAGCACUGUUAACAGCAACAAAAGGCAGAAGCAGAACUCGUACCCUGAUGGCAGGCAUAAUUCUGCAAGCAUUUUCCGGAUCCGGUUGCCUCCCCAAAGGCACAAAGAUCCUGAAGUGCUACCCAGAGAGGAACAACCUUGCCAGUUGCCUAUUCAGAAGCACAAAGAUCCACAAGUGCUACCCAGCCAAGAACAACCUUCCCUGUUGUCUCUUCAAAGGCACAAAGAUCCGCAAGUGCUUCCCAGCCAAGAACAGCCUUCCCGUCUGUCUCUCCAAAGGCACAAAGAUCCGCAAGUGCUUCCCAGCCAAGAACAGCCUUCCCGUCUGUCUCUCCAAAGGCACAAAGAUCCACAAGUGCUUCCAAGCCAAGAACAGCCUUCCCGUCUGUCUCUCCGAAAGCACAAAGAUCCGCAAGUGCUUCCAAGCCAAGAACAGCCUUCUCGGUUGUCUCUCCAAAGGCACAAAGAUCCGCAAGUGCUACCCAGCCGAGAACAGCCUUCCCGGUUGUCUCUCCAAAGGCACAAAGAUCCGCAAGUGCUACCCAGCCAAGAACAGCCUUGCUCUGCCUCGGGAAGGACUGAUAAUGCCUUUGUACAAGGAAUGCAUGAAGCUGCUCCUAGACAAGGCAGAGAUGAGGGACAACAUCCCUGCUCUACUUCUGGAAAUUCUGGCAAAGAAGUCCCUGUCAGACUUGGUAAAGAAAAGCUCCGAGCAACUGGCAGUGCUUCACUUUCUAUGACAUCAAAAUACAGAGAGCUAAUUGAAAACUGGGAUCAACCUCCUCUGUUGCAAAGUCUUCCCAUGGAUGUUGAUGAUCAGGGAUGGUUGUUUGAGACAAAGCAGAACCGGAGCUGCAGGGCUGAUGAACGAAUAGUUGUGAGUGACAGCUCGAGCUAUGGAGACUCAGCGUCUUGGCCAUGUGCUCGCCAGUUGCCUGAGGCCGAUAUAUACACUUUGCCCUUUACAGCACUGUUCUAAACUGCCCUUGGAAAACUGCAUUGGAUAGUGGAAGAAAGACAAGUGAGGAGCUCCAGUGAACUUUGUUCUUCAUACGUGUUCUAGGUGCAGAAAGUGUGAAGAGUUUGUUUCCGGCUUUUGUGCUGUUGUUUGCCUCUUGUGCCUGGUUGGGUUGAAAAAAGAAAAAGGAAAAAAAUAGCAAUGGGUGGUAGAGAUUGAGGAAUUAAAGGUUUCUUCUUUUUGUAGGUAGAUGGCAUCUUGAUGUAUCACAACUUUGCAAUUCUUUGAUCAAUUAUAAUAUCAUAUUCCGUUUCUCAUA
Prunus avium (sweet cherry) is the source of this 1896-nucleotide messenger RNA. RefSeq lists its product as uncharacterized. The record is from RefSeq and is a predicted model, not a curated record. Lineage: Eukaryota; Viridiplantae; Streptophyta; Magnoliopsida; Rosales; Rosaceae.